UACUCCGUAGAUAUUAUUUUCAUGUGGUUCAAAUCUGUUACACUUAUGGUGGUAGUAUAUCCUGAAAUUGAGGAGGAAUAAGAUUUCAAACCCAAAAUCAUGAAUAAAAUCAUAAAAAAAAUCUUUUUUUUUUAUUUUUAUUUUUUUUUAUACAAAGUACCAGUGUAUCUAAAACUUAAGACCAAAUUCGAUUCGACUCUAUCACACCAUCUACACCAAAAAAAAAAAAAAAUCAUUUACUAUGCUACUCCAUGUACUCAAAUAAAGUACUUGAUCCGUCUUUAGAAGAAAAAAAAAAAAAAAAAUAGAAAGUACUUUUAGAAAGGAAAAGAGUAGAAGUAAUUGAUCCGUAAAGAGUGGAACACUUUAGAAUAAAGAGCCCACACCGCACCCGUAAUCAGGUUCGUCAUCGUCAUCCACACUUGUGCAUCACACGUCGCAAUUUCAGAAACGAAAACUCUCAUUUUCUCUCUCCAAACCGCUUCCGUAUAAGCUACUGCUACUGCAACUUCUACCAUUAUUACUACCUCUUUCAGAGCUAGGGUUUCUUCAAAUUCUGCAACAAUGGAGGUUCUUAAUUUCUGAGCUUUAUCUCUAAAUUACUAAAAUUUCGAAGGAGAGAGAAAAUGACUGUUGAGUAUACAUGUUGCGAGACGCAUUUCUUCGUGAAUAUAGGAAUCAUCGUUUUUCUGGUGAUUUUUGCUGGAUUAAUGUCUGGUCUUACUUUAGGGCUCAUGUCAAUGAGUCUUGUUGAUCUCGAAGUUCUUGCUAAGUCUGGUACUCCUAAGGAUCGUAAACAUGCUGAGAAGAUAUUGCCUGUUGUUAAAAAUCAGCAUCUACUACUCUGUACCCUGCUUAUCUGCAAUGCUGCUUCUAUGGAGGCACUUCCAAUUUUUCUAGAUAGUUUGGUUACAGCCUGGGGUGCCAUCCUCAUUUCAGUUACUUUGAUACUUCUGUUUGGCGAGAUUAUACCACAGUCAGUUUGUUCUCGUCAUGGUUUAGCGAUUGGUGCAACAGUAGCGCCUUUUGUUCGUGUUCUUGUUUGGAUUUGCUUUCCUGUUGCCUAUCCGAUAAGCAAGCUGCUAGACUAUCUUCUAGGUCAUGGACAUGUGGCUCUUUUCCGAAGAGCUGAAUUGAAGACACUUGUCGAUUUCCAUGGAAAUGAGGCUGGAAAAGGUGGUGAAUUAACGCAUGAUGAAACUACUAUUAUUGCUGGAGCGCUUGAAAUGUCUGAGAAGACAGCUGGUGACGCAAUGACUCCUAUAUCUGAGAUAUUUGCUGUUGACAUCAAUGCCACAUUGGAUAGGGUCACAAUGAACGCAAUUCUGGAUAAUGGCCAUAGCCGAAUUCCAGUAUUUUAUGAGCAGCAAACAAAUAUUAUUGGACUUGUUCUGGUGAAAAAUCUGUUAACUAUUGAUCCAGAAGAUGAAAUACCUUUAAAGAGUGUAACAAUUCGCAAAAUUCCAAGGGUACUUGAAACAUUGCCUCUAUAUGACAUACUGAAUGAGUUUCAGAAAGGCCACAGCCACAUGGCAGUAGUCAUUCGGCAUGUGAACAAACCAGAGGUGCCGCUAGUCAAUGGUAAUUCUGUGGGAGAUUCAGUGAAAGAGGUAAAGGUGGUCAUUGACGAUGAUGAUGAGCAACAGGGUAUUCUAGAGAAGGCAAAGAGUCUGAAACAGAAAAGAAACUUCUACAAGUGGAAGAGCUUCCCAAACAGUAACAAAUCGAACAAGGGAGUGAGGGCCAAGAAAUGGAAUAGGGAUAUAUAUUCAGACAUCUUAGAGGUUGAGCAGCCUUUGCCAAAGCCUGAUGAAGAAGAAGCGAUCGGGAUUAUCACUUUGGAAGAUGUCAUUGAAGAGCUAUUACAGGAGGAAAUUUAUGACGAGACAGACCAUCCUAUUGAUGAUUCAUGACACUUGGCUAUACAAGUGAAUAUCUUAAUUAUAGAUGAUAUAACCAUUAUCAGUCCAAAAGAGGAGGAUUAAGUUUCCGACAAAACAAUUUGUCAAUCCGAAGCUAGGUUAGGUCUUAGGUGGUCUGAGGCUCAGAGGCUGGAAUGUAUGAUACAUGCCAUCAUCAAUAUAGGUACUUUGUUUUGUGAAUGUGUUGUAAAUGUAAGCUAACAGUUGCUGAUGGUCUCCCUUUGUUUGAGGUGAAUCCAUUAAAUUACGAUAAUCUAUUAGAGCGUGUAAGCUGUUUUUAGGACAAAUAAUUGUUAAUGCUUGACUAAUUUCUCGACUUCCCUUUUUGUGCAAUCUCAACAAUUCAACA
Chenopodium quinoa (quinoa) is the source of this 2271-nucleotide messenger RNA. Its product is annotated as DUF21 domain-containing protein At2g14520-like. Gene Ontology annotation, cellular component: intracellular membrane-bounded organelle. Lineage: Eukaryota; Viridiplantae; Streptophyta; Magnoliopsida; Caryophyllales; Amaranthaceae. The record is from RefSeq and is a predicted model, not a curated record. The transcript is spliced from 11 exons. Gene Ontology annotation, biological process: magnesium ion homeostasis. Bases 627 to 1913 code for a protein of 428 amino acids.